GCGCGGGCCGGCAGGGAGCGAGGAUGUGGUGCUGGCUGCUCCGUGGCGCGGCGGUGGUAAUGGUGCUGCUGGCGGCGGGCUGCGGCGCGGCGCUGUCUGGCUUCUACGCCGACGACGGCGCCGCGCGCACGGUGAUGCAGCGCGCGCUCAGCCCCAGCGACAAGCGGCUGCUGGAGAGGGAGCUGCUCGGCCUGCUGGGGCUGAGGGCGAGGCCUCGCGUGCCUCGCCGCGCCAACCUCACCGGCUCCGCCUCCAGGUUCCUGCUCGCCGUGUACGACUACAGGAGCCUGCGGGGCGCGCCCGGCCUGGCCCCCGCCGACCGCCUGGCCGUCGACCGCAGCGACGCCGUCGUCAGCUUCGUCGCCCGAGGCCACCACGCCGGCGCGGCCCGCCACGAGCGAGGCAAGAGGCUGUGGUUCGACGUGUCGGAGGUGCCCGCGGGAGAGACCAUCGUGGGCUCCGAGCUGCGACUCUACCAGACGGCCAGCGAGCUGGGUGCUGACGUCAGCUUCACGCUGUCCCUCUACCAGCUCACCUCCGUCAGCAAAGGCGGGACGGAGCUGAGGCUGGUGGACUCUGUGGAGACCUCCUGCGCCCACGAGGGCUGGCUGUCGCUGAACGCCACGGGGCCCUUCGCCGCCUGGGCGUCCUCCCCGGAGUCGAACCAGGGACUGCACGUCUCCGCGCGCCUGGCGACCCACCCAGGUCACGAAAUAAGACCGGAGGAAGUAGGAAUUGUUGUCGAUGACCACCUAGAAGGACAGGAGCCUUUUCUGGUGGCCUUCUUGAAGACUCCGCAGGAACGACGCCUGCACAUCAGAGAGGUGCGCGACACGGGCAAACGACGGAGGAGAGUCGGGGACAGCUCCUGGGAGAACAGAUACGUCCAAGAGCCCUUCCACAGCGAUAGCCUGCAUUGGAACCACGCCUCCCGGAGCUGUCAGAUCCACAACUUGCACGUGGAUUUUUCAGAACUGAGGUGGAAUGACUGGAUCAUCGCACCGGAGCACUUCAACGCGUUCUUCUGCAGCGGGGAGUGCAACUUCCCCUUGAACGCGCACGUGAACCCGACCAAUCACGCCAUCGUGCAGACGCUCGCGCACCUCGAGAACCCGUGGAAGGUGCCCAAGCCGUGCUGCGCGCCCACCAAGCUGGUGCCAGUGUCGAUAAUCUUCUACACGGAACAGAACACCGUCGCCGUCCACAGGUACAAGGAGAUGAUUGCCAAGAGCUGUGGUUGCCAGUAACCGUGCCAUGCACGGGAUUGCAACCCUGCAAGUGAGUGCAUCCGUCCAAGUCCAAAAGAUAAAUCUUGGAACAAAAUUGAGAAACUUAGAAAUUUAAUAAAACUUUCUUGAGAGGAGUUACAAUAUGUGAUUUCCCCGAAUAUCGAGAAUGAAGUAAACUCACAAAUCACCAUAUUAUACAAAUUUAGAACGAAAAAGUAAAAUAUUAGAAAAUCAUUCUCGAUAUCCAGCAAAGGUAGAAAAUCGCCUUAAAUAAAAAUUUGGUUUCAACUCCUGCUCCAAGUUUAAAGUGGUUUACUAAAAUACAACAUUUGGGAUGGUUCAUAGACAAUCCUAGACAAAAGCCAAUUAUGUGAGGAAUAAACUCUGCCCCUGUUGGGAUACAAUGGUAACCUAAAUCGCGAGCCCUUUUCCAGAACGUAUCCAAAUCGAAUCCCAGUAGGAACAGACCAGCAACCGUUUUAGUAAACUGUGCCCUGCGCGAAGCUAGAAUCUGGUUCCGACACAUUCUAGUGGACAUUUGGCAACCAUCCACUAGAAUCUGGUUCCGACACAUUCUAGUGGACAUUUGGCAACCAUCGAUACAAUUGCUACGACAUAAAUACUAGAGACAGCAGCGCCAUCGUGCAAAAGUAUAACAGCAUUUAUAAUUUUAUCAAGUACUUUUUAAAUUGCGAUUGUUUCUUGUAAUGACCAUUAAAGUGUACAGGAUGUAUUCUGCAGUGAUGAUGAAGAGCCGUAACUACAUUUUGCCCCCGAAACAUUUUUUAUUUCACUGUGUAAAAAUUUAAGAACAGAGUACAUAAAGUUCACUUUAUACAGCAUAGGAAUGUUUUUAAAACUUAACAAAUGUUUUUAAUAUGAUUUGGAAAGUGCUAAUUUGAUGUGAUUAAAAAAAUAUUAGCCUA
This is a messenger RNA of Bacillus rossius redtenbacheri, 2155 nucleotides long. RefSeq names its product protein 60A-like. The transcript has 6 exons. The record is from RefSeq and is a predicted model, not a curated record. Gene Ontology annotation, cellular component: extracellular region. Gene Ontology annotation, molecular function: growth factor activity; cytokine activity. Bases 24 to 1247 code for a protein of 407 amino acids. Lineage: Eukaryota; Metazoa; Arthropoda; Insecta; Phasmatodea; Bacillidae.